Messenger RNA from Loxodonta africana (African savanna elephant), 977 nucleotides. Its product is annotated as olfactory receptor 2H1-like. Lineage: Eukaryota; Metazoa; Chordata; Mammalia; Proboscidea; Elephantidae. Gene Ontology annotation, biological process: detection of chemical stimulus involved in sensory perception of smell; G protein-coupled receptor signaling pathway. Bases 32 to 964 code for a protein of 310 amino acids. Gene Ontology annotation, cellular component: plasma membrane. The transcript has a single exon. Gene Ontology annotation, molecular function: G protein-coupled receptor activity; olfactory receptor activity. The record is from RefSeq and is a predicted model, not a curated record.
ACCAAAAAAGACAACCCACAAUGAAGAAGCCAUGAAAGGGACAAAUGUUAGCACCCCAGCAGGUUUCAUCUUACUGGGCUUUUCUGACCAGCCUCAGUUGGAGAUGGUUCUCCUUCCAGUCGUCUCUGUCAUAUACAUUCUGACAUUGAUGGGGAACACAGCCAUCAUACUGGUCUCAUACUUGAACCCCAAACUCCACACACCCAUGUACUUCUUCCUCUCUAAUCUCUCCUUCCUGGACCUCUGUUUCACUACCAGUGUUGUCCCACAGAUGCUUUGGAAUCUCAAGGGCCCUGAGAAGACCAUUAGUUACACUGGUUGUGGGAUCCAACUAUACAUUGCUUUGGGGCUGGGCUCCACGGAGUGUAUCCUCCUAACUGUUAUGGCCUAUGACCGCUUCAGUGCUAUCUGUCGACCCCUUCACUAUGGGAUCAUCAUGCACCCCAAGCUUCUUUGGCAACUAGCAUCUGUGGCCUGGAUCAGUAGUUUUGUGGGGUCCACAGUUCAGACGAUUCUUGUUUUCCAGUUGCCUCUCUGCAGCCACCACACAAUGGAUGAUUUCAUGUGUGAGGCACCCGCCCUUAUUAAAAUUGCCUGUGUGGACACAACCUUCCUGGAAAAUGAGCUCUCCGUAGCUAGUGUCCUCUAUGUGGUUAUACCUCUGGGACUUAUUUUGGUCUCCUAUGGCUGCAUUGUGAGGAGUGUGCUGAGGAUAAAAUCAGCUGAAGGCAGAAGAAAAGCAUUUGGGACCUGUGGGUCUCACAUGAUUGUUGUGCUUUUGUUCUUUGGAACUCUAAUUUCUUUCUACAUACAACCCAAUAGCAAGUACACACAGAAGCACAGUAAACUCCUCACCCUCUUUUAUACUGUAGUGACUCCCUCACUUAAUCCUUUAAUCUACACCUUCAGAAACAAAGAGGCUAAAUGGGCUUUGAAAAGGCUGCUGACAAGUGACCUGAGAUAGGGAGAAAUGUGAA